ACACGAAAACCGACAUUGAAUUACACCAUUGUUAUAUUUUGUCAAAUAUCAUUUUUGAUCUAUUACAGAAAUUUUCAAUAUUGAAAAUCUUUGAAAGCGAUAUUUUCUCAUUAUUUGUAAUUAUAAGAGGAAAAUUACACAAUAGAAUUCAUUUGACUUUUUCAAAUGUUUACAAUUUAGUAACUGGAGGUGAAAAGUGUUUCAAUCUUUUAGCUUUAAGUCAAACAUUUUGGACAUAAAUUGAGCAGAAAAGGUGGCAUGCGCUCUAAAAUCGAAUUAACUAUGUGAUGGUUAUUUAUGGGUUCUUGUGCAUCAGUAAUUGCAGUUCCCGAGAAGCCAAAAUGGAUCUACGUUGUUCAAUUCCGCAACAAAUUCUACAAAGACAAAAUACUUGAGACCACAGAUGGAUUUCGACAAAUAAACAACAACACGGUUGAACUAAAAGCUUGCACCAAAAACAACAUUGAAGGGAUCCGAUGGAGCAGAGGGUUCACGACGGGGAGACAUGUGAUUGAGUUCAUAUACCCCGUGCACGUGCGCACGCGCUGGUCGCGUGUUGGUCUUGGCACGCGCGAGACGAGUCUUGGAGGUAAAACGAAGGAUGUGAUUGGUGGACAGGGAUCGUUUGCAAUUGAUUUGGUAUCCAACAAGGCAUACCACAACAACCGAGCAGUCAGUAAACUGCCAGGCAUAAAGCCAUUACCAGACUGGUUCUUUAUGUACGUGGAUCUCGACGAAGGAGUUAUACAGUUUGGUUCGGACUCUGCCUUCUAUGGAACAGCCUUUCAGAACGUCACUGUAACGGAUGGACAAUUGUUUCCAAUGGCAACCGCCUGCGUUACCGGGGCAGUUAUUGGAAUAGUGUACCGAGGAGAAGGGAAGGAGGUUCAGGGGCCAUUGCGGAAGAAAAGAUGACUGGACAUACUCAUUUGUGAUAGCAUUUAAAUUAUUCAGGACAUACUGCUUUCAUGUUUUCAUUUUUUAUAUUAUUUUUAGUGGCAUGGUAUUUUUUUUGUUAUUUAUUACCAAUAAACAUAUAGUAUA
Molecule: messenger RNA, 1044 nt
Organism: Mya arenaria
Lineage: Eukaryota; Metazoa; Mollusca; Bivalvia; Myida; Myidae
Exons: 4
Coding region: 298-915 (205 amino acids)
Biological process (GO): proteasome-mediated ubiquitin-dependent protein catabolic process
Cellular component (GO): SCF ubiquitin ligase complex
Molecular function (GO): protein binding
Source: RefSeq, a predicted model, not a curated record